This is a messenger RNA of Vicia faba (fava bean), 1800 nucleotides long. NCBI's taxonomy places the organism in Eukaryota, Viridiplantae, Streptophyta, Magnoliopsida, Fabales, Fabaceae. The record is from the annotation of a GenBank genome assembly.
AUGGAUGAUCUCAGGGUUCGACUUUUUGUUCUUAUUUUGCUCUCUUUCUCACUAACAUGUGAAUCAUGGAGUUGGUUUUCAUCAUCUAAAGAGAGUCAUUCUAGUGAGCGGACUUAUGAAAAUCAAGCAAAUUUUAAAGGUUCAAGCGCGGAAUUUUCAAUUGAACCUUUCAAUGAUCCAAAGGGGAUAAAACUUGUAGAGAAUGCUAAGAACAAAAUGCUUGGAUCCAAUGUUUGUUGGCAAAAUGCUUAUAAAAAUCUAUUUGCCGGAUGUUCUGAGAUUUUGGCUACUAAUGAUAAAAGAUCUAGAUUAGCUUGGCAUUUAAGUGAUUGUUUUCAAAGAGAUUCUGGCAGGCCUUCCUUUCCUCACUGUGACUCAAAAACACCGAUUUCUAAAUGUCUGAGAAACUUAGAUGAUCUUGCUCAUAAGGUUUAUCUCGAAUUCUACCUCGAAACCAACUCCAUUUGCUAUCAAUUACAGACACAUGCAUUUAAACAUGAAACUGAGAGACUUGUAACUGAAUUGAAAAAUUCUGCUCAAUAUGUGGAGGACAAGUUAGAUAGCAUUGAAGAGAAAUCAGAUUGUCUAUUACAAAACUCAAAACAAAUUUCUGAAUCUCUCGAAUCAGUUAAUAGUCACACACAGUUAGUAGCACAAACUGUCAAGAAUGUGGAAGGCAAUAUUGAUGUGGUAUUAAGACAUUCUAAGAGUGUCUAUGAGCAAACUACGAAAAUUGCAGCGUCACAGUCGCAACUAAAAGAAGGCCAAGAGGACAUGAAGAGGAAUUUAGAGGAUGGAGUAGCAUUGCUUCAAGAAUCUUAUAGCUAUUUGGGUAAAGAAAUAGAAAAGUUAAGAGAUGAAACCAUUGAGAUUGAGAAUGAGGUCAUCAAAGUUGGAGAUGCAAUGUCAUCAAAGAUGAAUAAUCUGCAAAACAAAGCUGAAGAUAUUGGAAAUAUGGCAGGGAUCUCUUUAGAUAAACAACAACAACUUUUAGACGGACAAUCCACAGCACUCGAGGGUCUAAAUUCAUUGAAUGAGGUUCAAUUCAAAGCACUAGAAGAAAGCAGGAAAAGCCUACAAUAUUUUAUAGAAUAUGGACAUAGGCAACAAGAAGAGCUUCUAAAGAGGCAAGAACAAAUUCAAGGACUACAUGAUAAAUUAAUGGAAAAUUCAAAAACAAUUUUGUCUGCUCAGGAAACGUUUGAAGCAAAACAAGCUACUAUGUUUGAUUCUUUGGAUAAACUAUUUGCUUUGCAAAAUGCCAUGUUACUUGAAUCAAGAGUGAUUAAAGCUUUCUUCAUUUAUUCCAUAUCAAUUUUUGUCAUCUUUAUGUUGACUAGCACAAAACUGACCUACAGCAUAAGACCUUUACUUUACAUUGAACUUUGUGCUACUCUCAUGGUUGAAGUAUUACUUAUUCGUGUAAUAAGUGACAACAUGGAGAAACAAACAUGGAUAAUCAACAAAGUCCGGUUACUUUUCAUGGUAGCUGCUUUGGUUCAACUUUUAUACGCAAUUUGCACAUACAAAGACUUUGAAAAGAUGAACCAUCAAAUACUACUAACACUAGUUAACAAGAUUAACAACAUUCAAAGCAUAGAAGAGACGUCUUUGAACUUUGAUGAUGAUGAUGAAGAUGAUAUGGAUUGGUCUCAAUGGAUAGAUAAUGAUUUAUCUGAUGAUGUGAAUGAGUUGGAUGAUCCUGACUUUAUAAUCCCAGAUGAAGUCGCAGAGAAUGCGAUCACAAUCUUUCCAAAUACAAUAAGUUAUAAUUUACGCUUGCGCAACCGAUUACAUUGA